AUGGGCCUGAACUCAAUUUCCAAUAUGAAGUUCCUCGCCCUUCUUGCCCUGGUUGCAGUCGUCAGUAGCGAAUUCACCUGCAUCAAGCCCGUUAAUCGCGUUCCCGCCAGUCUUCCUGGUGUGUGCUGUGACGAGUUGGAUAAGAAUGCACUGUUGGGAUUUGUAUACACUGGCAAGAGCUGCUCGUAUGCGAAUAAAUUGAAUGAAACUGAGGACGGUAGUACGACGUACAGUUCGUGUGAAGAUGGUCAGCGGGCGGCGUGUUGUGACCCGCUCCUGGAAAAGAUUAGCUUGGAAACGAAUAUUGCUUGUGUCUUGCCCGAGUAA
Molecule: messenger RNA, 327 nt
Organism: Penicillium argentinense
Lineage: Eukaryota; Fungi; Ascomycota; Eurotiomycetes; Eurotiales; Aspergillaceae
Exons: 3
Coding region: 1-327 (108 amino acids)
Source: RefSeq, a predicted model, not a curated record